AUGACACCUACACCACCGUCCACGACGCCCUCCUCGGGAUCUGGCCGUUCUCCCGAGGAGCAGUUCCGAGUCGUCAGGAAGAGAAACAGGGUACCCCUCAGCUGUUACCCUUGCAGGACCCGGAAAAAGUGUGACAGGAGCCACCCAUGCAGUAACUGCGUAAAACGUGAGGGUGCCGAUACGGUGUCAUGUUCUUAUGCAGCUCCUGCCACGCGUAAAAAGAAUCAAAGUCAAGGCGACUCAAGCCCUGAUGACAUGCAGAAUCGUAUUGACCGUUUAGAAGGCCUAGUAUUGUCUUUGAUGCAUGGAGGUGCGAGUAUUGAUCCCGCAACCGCAGCAGCAGCAGCCGCCGCCGCGACUGGCGCUUCGACCAGCAAAUCGACGACCGACAGUACCCCGGCCUCGGCAAAGAUCGAGAACGACGAAGAGGCAAUGCGGGAAGAUGACGAUGGCGACUACAGUGACCCGGAUGGCGGGCUUGCAACCUCCUUGGGCGUGUUAAAAGUUGACUCUGAUAAGGGCAAGUCCAUGUAUAUCGGUCAGGAGCAUUGGCAUACGAUACUGGCGGAUAUAUCAGAAGUGAAGACUUACUUCAUAAAUCACAAAAAAGAGCUGGAAAGCAGCUACGAGAAGGUUAUGAUGUCCAAGCCCCCCAGCGCCAGGGAAGGGCCUACAUUCUUGUUGGGUGCUGCACCCGCUACGGAGAUUGAGCUUCGGGCAGAACUACCGCCUAAAUCAGCCGUGCUAGCACUCUGCUCAAGGUACUUCAACUCUAUGGACAAUGCGGUGAACAUCAUCCAUUCGCCAACCUUCCAGCAACAACUUCGGGCUCACUGGCAGGAUCCGUCAAAAACACCCAUCAUGUGGCUGGGUCUUCUCUAUUCGAUCUUGUGUCUGGCUAUGCUCAGCUACCACAAGGUAGGAGACGAGCCACCGGAGUGGAAAGGAAGGACAUUGGACUUGGCGUCUGAGUACCGACUGCGCACCGUGCAAUGCUUGAUUGCAGCCGAUUACACAAAACCUGUUGAAUACACGGUAGAGACAAUGCUCCUCUACGUUUUCGGGGAAUACUCGUCGCGGUGGGAUGCCGAUCUGGGGCUCUGGUUGAUCGUCUCACUGCUCACCAGAGUUGCUUUCCGAAUGGGCUACCAUCGUGAUGCAAAGUGGUUCCCCUCGUUGACACCAUUUCAAGCUGAAAUGAGACGGCGGACUUGGGCAUUAGUAAGGAUGGCAGAUGUUGUCUUUUCUCAUCAAGUGUCGUUGCCUUCCAUGAUUUACGGACACGACUGCGACACCCAAUUUCCGAAUAACAUCUUCGAUGAAGAGUUUGGGCCUGACACUAAGGUCUUGCCCCCUUCACGGCCAAAGACAGAGCCAACCCCCAUAGCGUAUAUGAUUGCCAAGGUCAAGCUUUGUAUUGAGAUGGGCGACAUUCUGCAGGCAACCAACCGAGUGGGCAGACAAGUACCGUACGACGAGAUUCUGCGGUUUGAUGCCCGGCUUCGAGAAAUUAACCAGGAACUGCCACCCCACCUCAAAGUUACGCCCUUGGAAGGCUCACGCGACCCAGUAACCCUGAUCAUCGCGAGAUACAACAUCAACAUUCUCUAUCUCAAGAUCAUUUGCCUGCUACAUAAGAAGUAUGUUCCUCGGGCUAGGCAGAACCCACGAUACGCGUACUCCCGUAGAAGCGCAGUGGAAGCUGCUUUGGAAACAUUGCGGCAUCUGGUGACGCUUGAUCGGGAAUCGCAAGCGAAUGGCCGACUUCGCUCGCUGAGGUGGUUUGUCAAUUCGAUUGCUACUAAGGACUUCCUUCUUUCCGCUAUGCUGGUUGCUCUUGACCUUCACUUCGAUCGCGUAGCUGAGACGAGCAACGAUCGGAGAGCAUCAGAGUCAGCAAUGUUCUGGACACCAGAACAGAGAAUGGAGAUGAUGGGCAACCUUGAGAAGACCAAAGAGAUUUGGAAAGGGCUUGCCGACACCUCAAUCGAAGCCUACAAGGCGACUAAGGUUCUCGAGAUCAUGCUGGAGAAGAUCAGGAGUCCCAGCCCUGAAGCGGAGAAAUCAAAGAACGAACAAUUCUCGAGCUUUGACAACAGUCCUGAAAUGCAGACGGAGCACAACGCUGCCGUGACGCUCGGUAUGCUUUCUGGGGGGAUGACGCCCAACACUGCAGCCGCCAUCGAGAGUUCUUUGCAGACCCCCAACAACUUCGGCGGAAUGGACUUUGGUAUAUCAUUGCCAACGGCAGGUACAGGAUUCACGCCGAACUACUCUGGGGGUGAUUUUGGUGUGAAUGGCGUGGGGUCUCCGCUCUCAAUGUUUACGAACCUCGAGGCGAACGGAGAUUUCCCCGCCAAUUUUGAUUGGAACGCCUUCGAGUCGUUCACGCAAAAUGCGAACUGGGGGGGUGACGUUGGCUUCCAGCAAAUCUACCCAGGGCAGUCUUCUCCAGAAACGGAUGGUUCCGGAAGGCCAUAUAACGGCAACAUCGACAUGGCGGGCUAG
This is a messenger RNA of Colletotrichum truncatum, 2508 nucleotides long. Its product is annotated as fungal specific transcription factor domain-containing protein. Gene Ontology annotation, molecular function: DNA-binding transcription factor activity, RNA polymerase II-specific; zinc ion binding; DNA binding. The record is from RefSeq and is a predicted model, not a curated record. NCBI's taxonomy places the organism in Eukaryota, Fungi, Ascomycota, Sordariomycetes, Glomerellales, Glomerellaceae. Gene Ontology annotation, biological process: DNA-templated transcription; regulation of DNA-templated transcription.